AUGGGAGUUUAUAUCCCGGAAUCUAAUACAAGCACCAACUUCACUCCCGGUGGCGACUUGGCGACAGUCCACGAAGCUGGAGCGGUUCUCCCGGGCUAUAUGAUUGUGAUCCUGGCUGUGCUUAUGAUAACUCUCGUAGUCGUGGUUGUGGCUGGCAACGCACUUGUUAUCCUGGCUUUCAUUGUUGACAAGAGCCUAAGAAAUCAAAGCAACUACUUCUUCCUCAACCUUGCUAUUUCAGAUUUUCUUGUUGGUGAGUAUCUAUCUAUCUAUCUAUCUAUCUAUCUAUCUAUCUAUCUAUCUAUCUAUCUAUCUAUCUAUCUAUCUAUCUAUCUAUCUAUCUAUCUAUCUAUCUAUCUAUCUAUCUAUCUAUCUAUCUAUCUAUCUAUCUAUCUAUCUAUCUAUCUAUCUAUCUAUCUAUCUAUCUAUCUAUCUAUCUAUCUAUCUGUCUGUCUGUCUGUCUGUCUGUCUAUAAAAAAUUUAAAAUAAAAUAUGCCAUUUAGCAGACGCUUUUAUCCAAAGCGACUUACAGUCAUGCCUGCAUAAUUUCUUUGGGGUGUAUGGGUGGUCCCGGGGAUCGAACCAACUACCUUGGCGUUACAAUCUAUCUAUCUAUCUACCCACAGUAUCUAUCUAGUAGGGCUCUGUGGUAGGAUAAUGCCAAUGGUUUGUUCAUUUACAUAGCUACAGUAUAUAAGAAACUGUGAAGUGCCAUCAUAAUGGAUAAUAAUUGUGGAAACAUGUUUUUUGGAAAAUAUCUUUGAAAGUUUAUCUUAGCAAAUGUUUUUUUAACUGAUUUAUACAGCUCUUAAAAUAAUUCAUGAUGGUUCCUGAAUGCAAAUUAAAACCCAACACACCUUUGGUAAUUAUUUAUACACACAAUUCUGCCACUUGCCAGCAGGCUUGUUUAGAAGUUACUCAGCUGUGAAAAUUAAUUCUGGCAUUGAUUAUGGAGCUAUGCAAGCAUAGUUUGGGGGUCAGUCUGUACACAGUGUGUGUCCUUGCAGGUGCCUUCUGCAUCCCUGUGUACAUCCCCUACAUCCUGACAGGCCGCUGGGUGCUGGGCAGAGGUCUCUGUAAGCUGUGGCUCCUCAUGGACUACCUGCUGUGUACUGCCUCUGUCUUCAACAUCGUCCUCAUCAGCUACGACCGAUUCCUCUCCGUCACCAGAGCAGUGAGUAUAGAGAGCCACUGUGCCACACGCAGGCAUGCAUGGACAACGUGCACACAUGCACCCACAUACACCCAAGAAUGCAAGCAUGCACACACGUUUGCACGCACACACAAAUGUGGUUUCAAAUUUAGCUACUCUAUGUUUUACUAUUCAUGUGUCCAUCCAACUAAAGAGGUUCACUAUGCCCGUUACCAAUACAGAGAUCCAGCAGAAUGGGUUGACAGCCACUGGCAGUAGGGCUUUAGUGUCUUGAUGGGAUCCACAGUGUUGGGGUGGCAGUGACUUUGAAUGAGCUCUGUUGGAAAUCCAGACUGAGUGGGUUGGUCCUUGUGGACCAGCGUGCUACUCUCUGACCUUUAGUCUGCUUUUGAAUGCUAGAUAAAGUAUCCCUGGAUAUUCUGGUCUGAAUACUAAACUGGACAAUGGUUCACCUACCUUGCAUUCUUGCCUAUGAGUUUGCAGCUAACAUUGAACGUUAUCUACAUAUAGGGCUCUAUUCAAUCCCUUUAAAGGAAAAUCAGUGUUACAGUGUGAUUUAAAUUUAAAGGCAAUGUUACCACGUUAGCGGAGUCUGCAUUCACAGUAAACGCUGCAGAUGUCGGCUCAAUAGGAAAUUACCUUUACAUUUCUAGUGCGCUAUCUGUAACACUUCAGUGAUACAGAUUGAAUAGGGCCCAUAGUUGUGUUGCCCUGUAAGGGGCACUAUCUAAUGAAUACAGCCCAGUCUCUCACAAUCAUUCAUCUGAAAUGCUAGUUUUGGCAAAUCAAUAUUAUUCAUGACAGAGUUAUGAAAUAAAAAUAUUGAUGUUUCUUAAAUAGGACCAAGACUCUUACCAAGACUCUUGGAAUGAUAAACAUUUUGGACAGACUACGCAACAAUAAAUGGCGCCAUGUUGUGAUCUUAGAGGGGCUUUUGUCACUUUGUAACUGCUGCAGCUCAUUUCCUUGUGGAAUUUAUACUGAACAAAAAUAUAAACGAAACAUGCAACAAAUUCAAUGAUUUUACUGAGUUACAGUUCAUUUAAGGAAAUCAGUCAAUUAAAAUAAAGUCAUUAGGCCCUAAUCUAUAGAUUUCACAUGAUUGGGAAGGGGCGCAGCCAUGGGUGGGCCUGGGACGGCAUAUGCCCACCCACUGGGGAGCCAGGCCCAGCCAAUCAGAAUGAGUUUUUUUCCCCACAAAAGGGCUUUAUUACAGAUAGAAAUACUCCUCAGUUUCAUCAGCUAUCCAGGUGGCUGGUCUCAGAUGAUCCCGCAGGUGAAGAAGCCAGAGGUAAAUUAAUUUGUGCACAAAAUAUGAGUGAAAUAAGCUUUUUGUGCUUAUGGAACAUUUCUGGGAUCUUUUAUUUCUGCUCAUGAAACAUGGGACAAACACUUUACAUGUUUACAUGUUGCGUUUAUAUUUUUGAUCAGUAUAAUAUAAAUUAUUAUCAUUUCCGCACUCACCCACUUACCCAGACAGAAGAUGCUGAUUGAUAAACCCAUGGGUAGUCAUUGCUAACAGUUCACCAAAGGACAUGAAAACAACCAGUCUGAGGAGAAACUUUGAUGAAGCAUGCUCAGGGAGGCAAGUCGACAAAUGAUAUCCUAAUAUAAAUGCUGCUGUGUACUUUUACAAGUCAAACAAAACACAUUUGAGAUUUAAUUCAAAUGUUAUCGAUGCUCUUUGUAGUUAUUCAUUCUACUGAACUUGUUUGACUUCAUUCUUGGAAUGUGUCUCUUCAAUCUAUUUCCUGUUUCGGUCAUUCGACUAUCAGCACAGUGGCUUCCUGAGAGAGGAAUGAAAUGCAGAUAGCAUUAAAGCAAUGGUUGUGCAAUAUGUUGCUGACAUAGAAAUUAUGUUAGAAAACUUUGCAACCAUUGCAAAGUAACCUUCUAACCUUAAAAAGUCACUACAUGUAUUAGAAAACAUGCAGAACAUCUCAGUGGCUGAAAGGUAUCUGUAAGUUUUGCAAGUUGAUAAUGUCCACAGCCUUAGUUAAAGUGUCAGUUUAUAAUAUUUUUUGUGUGUUUUUCAAAUUCUAACAUUCUACAAAGGUUAGAAGGUUACUUUGCAAUGGUUGCAAUGUUUUCUAGCAGAAUACCUUUCUCGUUUUCUGAUAAACAAUUAAUAUAUAUUUUCCUCUCCAUAAUAAAACAUUAGUAAUUCUCUCCAACCACGUACACUGCUGCGUGUUUGGUAAUGACUAAUGAGUUAUAAUUAUGAUGAAAAAAAUAACUAUCUGUAGAGUGCAUGUUUGAUCUUGUUGGAGCUCACAGUGCUCACAGUCUCCAUGAUUGACAGCAAAGUUCACUUGUAGAAUUUUUAUAAUACAGUAUCUAGACACACCCAUGACAGAAAACAAAGGGCUCUAUUCAACCGCAUCGCGAAUGUUCAGUUUUCCAGCGUGAUUGAAAUUUAAAGGCAAUGUUCCCGCUUUAGCGGAGACUGCAUUCACAGUAAACACUGCAUAUGUCGGCUCAAUCAGAAAUUACCUUUACAUUUCUAUCAUGGAAUCUGUAACACUUCAGCGUUACAGAUUCAAUAGAGCCCAAUAGAGCCCAAUGUCAAGUUGUUCAGUUUGAUGACACAGCCUAGCUCUCAUUCUCUUCUGGCUUCACUGACACACCAUGGAGAAAAGGGCCCUUGAACCCUAUUACCAAAGGAAAUAAUACCUCUCCCUUAGGUCCAAAUAAUGCCUCAGGCAUUGUGUGGAUCCAAUAAACAUCAACAAAUUGAGAGAUAUGCAUGGCUAUGCAGAUUAUUAUGUCUGUAUUAUAAUUAUUUUAUGAUUGUGAUAUUAUGAUUUUAUUGUGAGCUAUUGUAUGGUCUUUUUUUCACUUCACCGCUCUACUCACAGGUGAAAUACAGAGCCCAGCAGAGCAUGACCCACCAUGCUGUGGUAAAGAUGGUGACUGUGUGGGUGUUAGCCUUCCUUCUCUAUGGCCCUGCCAUCAUCUUCUGGGAGCUGGUCGUGGGUAAAAGCGUUGUCCUUGCCGAUGAGUGUUUCGCUGAGUUCUACUGCACCUGGUACUUCCUACUCAGUGCAUCUACGAUUGAGUUCUUCACCCCCUUUAUCUCUGUGGCCUUCUUCAACCUGAGCAUCUACCUGAACAUCCAGCGGAGGAACAAGAGCAGGGCUAUCCGUAAGGAGGACAAGGCACGCAACGACAGGGGCAAUCUCAGGGACGGGGGUGCUGCCUUGACUGUGUUUUUGACUUGCAAGGUAUCAUCAAGCAAGCCAGCCGCUGUUUCAGCUGUGAUAGAGAUGGACGAGGAGCUGUCACCGUCCUCCAGUGGGGAGCCUAGUAGCGGACACACCAUGCAGAAUAAGAAGGGCCCCUCUUGCAGGAUAACUUCCAGGACCCUUCAAUCCCAAUCCUCCACCGGGACCCCCACUAGGAGCUCAGAGGUCUCCCGCCUCUCCCAUGACAAGAAGAUUGCUAAAUCGCUGGCCAUUAUAGUGUGCAUUUUCGGGAUCUGCUGGGCACCCUACACCCUACUGAUGAUAAUACGAGCGGCCUGUAGUGGGCAAUGUGUGGAGCACUACUGGUACGAGAUAACUUUUUGGCUCUUGUGGCUGAACUCGGGUAUAAACCCUUUCCUGUACCCUCUCUGCCACAGCAGCUUCCGAAGGGCUUUUGCUAAGAUACUGUGCCCCAAGCGG
This is a messenger RNA of Coregonus sp. 'balchen', 4818 nucleotides long. The record is from the annotation of a GenBank genome assembly. Lineage: Eukaryota; Metazoa; Chordata; Actinopteri; Salmoniformes; Salmonidae.